AUGGAUCAAAAAACGGUGGCCAAUCCGUCGUACGCCGUUCAUGGCGACAAUACUGGAUCGCAUCGAGUGGACGUGGACGGCCGCGCUUCGGUAGUGUCACCCAUCUCGUCAUCUUCCAAUUCGUCGGCCGUCGCAAUAAGCCGUUGCUCGGCAUCUCCCGAUCAUGAAGCUACGCACCCGCCCAUCUCCUGUUCGAGCUCCCUCGUUGAUCCUGCAUCUCCGCCUCCGUCUCCGUCUUCGUCAGCAACACACAUGGUCACGUCUUGGUCAUUCCAGCAACGAUGUCAGGUCCGGGGAUCCGGCCUAACACCGCGGAAAAGGUCGCAUGACCACUUGGUCGAACCCAGGAGCUGGGCGUGUGAGAGCCACGUAAAGUCACGUGCCGUAUGGGCGGCGACAAUGGCGCUUUUGCGACCUUCAAAGCACCGUUCAAGGCGAUGCGGAACUGUGCCAACGGCGGUCACGCACAAGCAACGUCUCCACCGGCCAGCGUCUGCAUCCUCCAAGCCAAGAGAAGGCAGCCGCGAGACGAUUGUCUCGGUCUCGCAGCGGCGAACGCCGUCAGGGGCUCCGUGCAAUUGUCAGGACCGGGAAACAUCGAGUAUUGCUUCAAAACGCAUCAGGACCGGUCUGCUGAGCUUUGGAGCUAUCCAGUCGAUCAGCUCAAGCGCUCCGUUUUCCGCCGAGGCCCGAGGCACGGAAAAGCACGGGACCCCGAACGGACGCGAAGCCCGAUGGUCGGACCAUCGACGUCUGGACUGGAGACUUCCGCUCUCCUAUUCCGGUUCGUUCGCGCGUGCGCUAAACAAGGCGUCUUCGGAUAAGACUGUCGCGAGCGCACCCAAAGCGACACGCAGCACUGGAUUGGCCGCGACCGUCCCUUCAACCCAACCGCACGGGGCUCCAGGUCCGGAUCGCCCCUAUCGACGCCUGGAUUCUGCUACCGCGACUCGAUCGUGCCGCCCGUACGCUUGUCUUCCUUCCAGGCCCCGUUCUUCCUCUGCUCCUCCGAUAAUUUCUGGCCCCUGCUUCCCCACCGUACAUUCCCAGUCGGGAACUAUGGCUCUCGAUGCUUCCCAUUCGCAUCCGUCCUCCUCUGCGUCGCCAUGUGAAGCGAGCUCGACGUCGACAUCCCUCAAUCAGGUUGCCGGCUCCCCCGCUCCAACGCCCGAGAACGGAGAAAUCGCAGGCGCGCAUCGCUUGCAUGGGAAGGGAUCGGCUCACGGCCGUUCCGUUGGUGCGCAGACCGACACAAGCCCGUCGAUCCCCACGGCGACCGCAUCCUUCUUGCUGCCUCCCAUCACAAUGGCUACUCUUAAGGAGCUCGACCUGCACGAUAUUCUUCAAAGCGCACAGCUACGUCAUGACAUCGUAUUUGACUCCAAUCUGAUGUUCCGACCGAACUAUGACGGCGAAAGGUGCGUGCAAGGCUCGCCUGUUCGCUCCGCGACGUCGGUCGCGACUAGCACGUGCGCAAAACCCGCACUGACCAUCUUCUGCCCGCCGUCGUCCGCGUUUUUCGCUUGUACAGGGGCGAGCGGAAGAAACGGGCCGCUGAUCGAUAUUGGUACGCCGUCUCUCGCGAGUUGGUGGUGGGAUGCCGCUGCACCGCCUUCGUUGGCUCCGACCGACUUGCCUGCGUUUGUCAAAGCCCAAGGAGUGACGCCACCGAGAACUCGGCCUUGUGGCCUUCCCGCAUCCCGAACCUGAUUACGGAGCUACGGAACAUAGUUGUCUCUCUCCUUCCAGUGAAACCUAGCGAACACUCUCAGGAAGAGGUGAUGGAAAUGCUCGACCCCGCCUUCAUCUGCCAGCAACUCACGCGCGGGCUCUUGGACGUCGGCAAGCUUGCCGAUUAUUUCGGAAUGACGCUUAAAAUGCACUGCGCGCCUAUGCGCGAUCACAUGAUCGACAACAUGACUCGCAUUUGCAAAGGGGACGACGCCAGUGUGGCUCUGGGUAUUCGCCACUGCUUCGAGAUUCUAGAGUUGAUGAAGCUCGUGAGUUUCACAUCUGACUGGCCGUGCGCAGCCUCCUUAUGGUAGUGUGCUGACUGCCUCGUGGACUGCGAUUACAUAGGAUAUUGCGAAUCAUCAGUUGCGAUCGUUGCGACCUUAUCUGGUUCGAACGGCGGUCGAGUUUGAGCGCAAUCAUCAACAAAUCAGGCUCUCGUUCGAAGAAUCCGAGCAAGUCCGUCAAUGGUUAAUCAAUGCAUCUCCCGGGGACGGCUCGGCCAUCCGAGAUCGCGUUUCUUGUUCAGUUCUGCAAGGCGUCCUGGGCCUUGCGUUCUCGUCCGUCGCCCCGUCUCCACAACAGCCGACUCUCCCAUUCACUUUCCAGCUCGACGCUAUAAGGCUCAAAUUGCAUCGCAAUGAGGCGACGGAUUUGACUGUCCUCUACAUGCUCAUGAUGCUCUUCCAAGAGCUUGUACCUUCGUCGCGUUCGUGCGUGAAGGAGCUCUUGGAACUCCGACAAUGCAUUGCCGGCGUCAUCUCAACUGCCAACGCCGCAAUCUCGCAAAACGCGCCAAUUGUAACGACCGCGUCGACGGAAUCGCGCGUCAAAGCAGCCACGAUGCAAGGGACCGCGAAGUUCGAUUGUGACGAGUGGCGACAUGAGCUCAGACAUGUCGAGCGAAUCAUGGCCGGCUUUGCCACCAAGCUAGCGGCAACAGCCGUAAGAUCCGCGCCAGCGAUCAGCUCGAAUACGGUACACGACAUUCCUACUCUGGUGGAGAGCUACAUCGAGACGCAUGUUCGCUCUCACUCCAAGGUAUUUAUUCUCCUGAGAUCUCGACUUCAAGCGGCCGUUACGGCCGUCGUCCAAGAUGAGCUCGCGCAUGAGACACAGAUGAAAGGAGCUCCAUGGUGGAUGCGUCCGACCGUGAGUCCGCCCGCCAGCCAGAACUCAAUCACGCUCGACCCUCAACGAAGUCGGCGCACGGGAUGCACGGGUGAAAGAAAUAUCGACAUCGUGCCUGCAGAAGCAAACAUGAAGGCGAAGGCUGUGUCAGCGACUGGACGAGGCACCAAACGCGCGUCACUCGAUGAGCAAGAGUGCCGAGAGAAACGGGCUCGCUACGCCGCUCCUAAUACCGACAAGAUCGACCUUCCUCUUCACUCUCCUGACCUGAACACGGUUCUUCUUCGCAACGGCCUCACCCCUCUCGCCGACCAAAUCAAGAGUCUCGGUGAACGCCUCGCCAAAUUAACGAGCUUUCACCUGGCCGUCAACUCCGACUUUUACCAAGCCCUGUUGAAGGUGUGA
Molecule: messenger RNA, 3267 nt
Organism: Microbotryum saponariae
Lineage: Eukaryota; Fungi; Basidiomycota; Microbotryomycetes; Microbotryales; Microbotryaceae
Source: the annotation of a GenBank genome assembly